AUAAUACUAAUAAUUAAAACUACCAAAAAUAAUAAAUACUAAUAAUAAAUAAAUAAAAAUAUCACCAGGAGGAAUAUAUAAUCGUUGAAUUAUUUUUUGUGAAUUAAUAAAACGUAAUCUAGGCAAUGCUUGGAGUACACACGCGGUGAUUACACAACUUUAUUAUAAAACAAGGACUAUACGUGAAAACGGAUGGAUAACGUAACGUAAACGAAAGCAAUUAAUUAAAGUAAAAGUUUUAAAAUAAUUUAUUAAAAAUGAAAAUAAAAUAAUAAAAAAUGUGUCCGUGACAUUUUAGCGUUUAAAAGACAAUCUCUCUUUGAGAACUUAGUUCCAGUGUGAACUGAGACUCGGUUAAUCAUCCAUUGAAAUAGGAUUGCCAUUGUGACGUGAUACUGCUGCGGGAGGUGUCAUUUUAUUUAAUUUAAAUAAAAAUAUUUAAUAAUAAAAUUAAUCUGAUAAACACGCACAGUAACCCACCCUCUCGCCUGUAAUGCGUACGAAAAACUCUGAUAACUGGUGGAUGGUAUAAGGCCCGAUUGUCGGAUAAUUGAUGGACAUAUUAGCUGGUGGUGAGUGAAAGUAAUGACAAGGCAUCGAUGAGAGCCUGAAAUGUUAACACAAACCGAGUUUUAUGCUCUAUUUAUUCACUACACCUUUGUGUAGUAUGAUAGGGGGCGGGUCCUUGCAGCUGCGAUGAAGGUGACGGACGAAAUAAUGGAUUAUUUCGGGGACUGCUUGGGACACCAAGUGUGCUUGUUCUCUUAUAUAUAUGUUAUUGCUUAAUUAAGUGCUGUGCUGAAAAAUCUUGAGUGUUGUGUACCGUAAGAGUAAAGUUUAAGUAACAGCAAGAGGAAGAUUUUGUUUAUUAAUUAAAUAAUAAUUAGAUAAAAAAAAUUAUUAAUUGAUAAAAUAUUAAGAAAGGAGAUAUAAGAAUUAAUAAACCCAGCCAAGGCCCGCGGAUAUAUCUUCAGAGCCCGCCCCAAAACAUCAGUGCCUAUUCUCCUCUGUAUCGCUUUUUUCCUGCAUCAAACCUCGACUGUAUAUACAUACAUUAUAUAUAGUAUAUAUAUAUAAAUAUAUAAGUAAAUAUAUUUAUUUAUAUAUGUAUGAAAAAGUGACACUCGUCGUUGACGCGUAGCUUCAAAGUCCAGGCUAUGAUAAUUCCAAUAGCAGAUUGAGCACACUCGUCGUCGCUUCAUGUAUAUGUCGGACAUGAAAAAUCUUGGUUCACGUUGGAUUGGCCCCAACAUACCACGCACUGCCGCAGCGCGCUCACUACUGGUCGCCGCAAUUUCACCUCUACCGAAUAAUAAAAAUACCGGGAGACGCAGGCAUAACGUGAGGAGUGAAACAAAUCAAACAAGACGACGGAGUAUCAUUAUCGCAAGCGGCGAAAAAAAAGAAAGCGAGAUAACGAGGAGUUACGUAGUGCAACAGCCGCAUUUAUCCGUCCGAUCCUACAAAACUUCUUUGUACACUACUUCUACCGCGCAUUCCAAAUUAAAGAAGCACUUACUCAGAGCUAACAACAUUUCAAUAUCUCGCUUACAACAACACUAUUUUCGCCAUCGACUGUUUUAUUGUUUUUCACCUCAGACACACAGCCGUCAUUUAAGGAAGUGUUAGCACCAACCGUAAGGAAGGUGCCGUUGUCGUGCGCAGCGUAGACAAUGUCCGAGUUUUCUGACUCUAUAUCAGAAGAACGAAGUUUGUUCCGUCCGUUCACGCGGGAAUCUUUGGCUGCUAUUGAAACUCGCAUUGCUGAAGAACUUGCCAAGCAAAAGGAGCUCGAAGCUAAGAGAGCACAAGGCGAGGGUGGUUAUGGACGGAAGAAAAAGAAAAAAGAAACCCGUUAUGACGACGAAGACGAGGAUGACGGUCCACAGCCUGAUCCGAUGUUCGAACAAGGGGCGCCUAUUCCAGUCCGAUUGCACAACGAAUUUCCCCCCGAGCUGGCCUCGACGCCUCUUGAAGAUAUCGACACCUUUUACCACAAUCAACGGACGUUCGUGGUUAUCAGCAAAGGAAAGGAUAUAUUCAGAUUCUCGGCGACGAAUGCGCUGUGGAUCCUCGACCCGUUUAACCCAAUACGACGGGUGGCCAUAUAUAUUUUGGUCCACCCACUCUUUUCCUUCUUCAUCAUCUUAACUAUUUUGGGUAACUGCGUUCUCAUGAUCAUGCCCACAUCGCCCACCAUCGAGUCCACCGAAGUGAUAUUUACGGGGAUCUACACGUUUGAAUCCGCCGUAAAGGUGAUGGCGAGGGGUUUCAUUCUGCAGCCUUUUACCUAUCUUAGAGAUGCAUGGAAUUGGCUCGACUUCGUAGUUAUAGCUUUAGCUUAUGUGACGAUGGGAAUAGAUCUAGGAAACCUUGCCGCUCUCAGGACAUUUCGAGUCCUCCGAGCCUUGAAGACUGUCGCUAUUGUACCAGGUCUGAAAACCAUUGUCGGCGCUGUGAUAGAGUCAGUAAAAAAUUUGCGCGAUGUGAUAAUCUUAACCAUGUUCUCCCUUUCCGUCUUUGCGUUAAUGGGCCUUCAGAUUUACAUGGGGGUCCUAACGCAAAAAUGUAUUAAAAACUUUCCGAAUGAUGGCUCUUGGGGGAAUUUAACUGAUGAAAAUUGGGAAAAAUUUGUCAGCAAUUCAACCAAUUGGUAUAAAGAUGACAAUGAUAAUAUGCCUUUAUGUGGUAAUUCGUCGGGUGCUGGAAUGUGUGAGCCGGGUUAUACGUGCUUGCAAGGCUACGGUGAGAAUCCAAAUUAUGGAUACACGAGUUUUGAUACAUUCGGGUGGGCAUUAUUGUCAGCGUUUCGUCUGAUGACCCAAGAUUAUUGGGAGAACUUGUAUCAACUAGUGCUGAGGUCGGCUGGUCCGUGGCACAUGUUGUUUUUCAUCGUCAUCAUAUUUCUUGGAUCAUUCUAUCUGGUGAACUUGAUCCUUGCCAUUGUAGCGAUGUCGUACGACGAGUUGCAGAAGAAAGCUGAGGAAGAAGAAGCUGCUGAAGAGGAGGCGAUAAGGGAAGCUGAAGAAGCGGCCUUAGCGAAAGAGCAAAAAAUAGCUGCUCACGCGGCGGCUAGAGAAGCUGCUGCUGCAGCCGCGGCUGCUGAGUCUAUCGUUAAAUCACCCUCAGACUUUUCUUGUCACAGUUACGAAUUAUUUGUCGGACAAGAGAAGGGCAAUGAUGACAACAACAAAGAAAGAAUGAGCAUUAGAUCUGUCGAAUCUGUUACUGAGUAUAGGGUCAGACAAAUCAACAACAAUCACAAUGGUGCUAAUAAAGUUCGAAAAGUCAGCGCUGCAAGCCUUAGUUUACCCGGUUCGCCAUUCAAUCUCCGCAGAGGAAGUAGAGGAAGUCAUCAGUUCACGAUUCGCAAUGGAAGAGGAAGAUUUGUCGGUCCACCAGGUGGUGAUAGAAAGCCUCUGGUACUCUCGACAUAUCUUGACGCCCAGGAACAUCUGCCUUACGCGGACGAUUCUAAUGCCGUGACUCCGAUGUCCGAGGAGAAUGGUACCAUCGUCGUCCCAGUUUACUACGCGAGUUUGGGCUCGCGACACUCAUCCUACACCUCCCACACAUCUCGGCUAUCUUAUACGUCCCAUGGUGAUCUGCUGGGCGGUAUCGCCAAUGCCGGUAAACCCAUGACCAAGGAGAGUAGGCUGAGAAGUAGAUCUGCCAGACAACCAUCCACCAAUGGUCAUCCAGAGCAACUGCAAAAAUUACAUCACGAUGUGGACAUGGAAGAUCCACUAGGUAAAAACAAGCAACAAGACAACCCAUUCAUCGAGCCUUCCCAGCAGAAUGCUGUUGUUGAUAUGAAAGACGUUAUGGUUCUGAAUGACAUUAUUGAGCAAGCUGCUGGGCGGCAAAGCACAUCAUCAGAACAAGGAGUUUCUAUUUACUAUUUUUCAACAGACGACGACGAAGAAGGUCCAACAAUGAAAGAGAAAAUAUUAGCAGCAGUUAUUCGCGGGAUUGAUUUUUUGUGUGUAUGGGAUUGCUGUUGGGCAUGGUUAAAAUUCCAAGAGUGGGUUGCAUUAAUAGUAUUUGAUCCAUUUGUCGAACUUUUUAUUACACUCUGUAUCGUAGUUAAUACCCUAUUCAUGGCUCUCGACCACCACGAUAUGGAUAAAGACAUGGAGCGGGUAUUAAAAUCCGGCAAUUACUUUUUUACGGCAACAUUUGGUAUUGAAGCUGGACUUAAAUUGAUAGCCAUGAGCCCGAAAUUUUAUUUUCAAGAGGGCUGGAAUAUCUUUGACUUUAUUAUAGUAGCUCUGUCACUUCUUGAGUUGGGUCUUGAAGGAGUGCAAGGUCUUUCAGUAUUACGUUCAUUCAGAUUGUUGCGAGUGUUCAAAUUAGCUAAAUCGUGGCCGACUUUAAACUUGUUGAUAUCGAUUAUGGGAAGAACAGUAGGAGCCUUGGGUAACUUGACGUUCGUGCUGUGCAUUAUAAUAUUCAUAUUUGCCGUGAUGGGUAUGCAGCUGUUUGGAAAAAAUUAUACAGACAAAGUGGAUCUUUUUCCCGACGGUACUCUGCCGAGAUGGAACUUCACUGAUUUCAUGCAUUCAUUUAUGAUCGUAUUUCGUGUGCUGUGCGGAGAGUGGAUUGAGUCUAUGUGGGACUGUAUGCUGGUUGGUGAUGUCUCAUGUAUACCAUUCUUCCUGGCUACUGUCGUAAUCGGUAACUUGGUCGUUCUCAAUCUCUUCUUGGCGUUGCUCUUGUCAAAUUUCGGUUCAUCAAAUCUGUCAGCGCCGUCGGCUGACAACGACACCAACAAAAUAGCCGAGGCAAUUGACCGGAUAGCGAGAUUUAUUAAUUGGAUCAAGCGGAGCUGUAGCAAUCUUGUUAAGAUGUUGAGAGCCAAACUCACCAACCAGAUAUCCGAUCAGGCGCCAGGUGAGGGACCGUCCAACAGUUGGAAAGAAGUUAUCCGAUAUUAUUUUUCGACCAUGAAAAUUGGUAACCCGGAUGGGUUAGAGAUCAUGUGUAACUGCGCAGAUGGAAUUGACCGGGACGGAGAUCGGGAUCUUGCAGAUGGAGAGCUGGACGGUUAUCGGGACAAGAAAAGCGCCAAAGAGUUCAACAACCAGUUGGAAGUCGCAAUCGGUGAAGGAAUGGAAUUUACCAUCCAUGGAGAUCUGAGAAAUAAACUGAGAAAGGAAAGAUUGAGCAUGAACAACACAAAGGCCAUUAGUAAUUCCAUUAAUCACUACGACUGCCGUUUAGAUCAUGACUACAUCAAUCAUCAUGACGACGAUACCAUUAGUAACAAGUCAUACGGAAGCCACAAAAAUCGGCCAUUCAAAGACGAAAGCCAUAAAGGAAGUAUUGACUCCUUAGACGGCGAAGAGAAGAAAGACGCGAGCAAGGAAGACCUUGAAGAAGAUCUCGAUGAUGAAGAAGAUGAAGAUAAAGGUGAAGAUGAAGGGGACGAAGUCCAAAUAAUCCACGCCGAUGAAGACAUCAUUGAUGCCGACUAUCCAGCAGACUGUUGUCCUGACCACUGCUACAAAAAAUUCCCCUUUUUGGCGGGUGAUGACGACGCUCCGUUCUGGCAAGGCUGGGCAAAUCUCCGGCUCAAGACCUUUCAACUUAUUGAGAACAAGUACUUCGAGACAGCCGUAAUUACUAUGAUUUUACUUAGCAGUAUGGCAUUGGCGCUUGAAGAUGUUCACCUUCAACAGCGACCAAUUCUUCAAGAUAUUCUUUAUUACAUGGAUCGUAUCUUCACGGUCAUCUUUUUUCUUGAAAUGUUGAUAAAGUGGUUGGCGUUGGGCUUCGCUAAAUACUUCACAAAUGCUUGGUGCUGGCUUGAUUUUAUCAUUGUCAUGCUUUCGCUGAUCAAUUUGGGGGCGGUGUGGGCUGGUGCCGAUGACAUCCCGGCGUUCCGUUCAAUGAGAACUUUGAGAGCUUUGAGGCCCUUGAGAGCAGUCUCCCGUUGGGAGGGGAUGAGAGUGGUCGUUAAUGCGCUGGUCCAAGCUAUCCCGUCCAUCUUUAACGUAUUGCUUGUCUGUUUGAUAUUCUGGCUUAUUUUUGCCAUCAUGGGUGUCCAAUUGUUUGCUGGAAAAUACUUCAAGUGUGUUGACAUGAAUAAAACGACACUCAGUCAUGAAAUAAUACCUGACCGUAAUGCCUGCAAAGCUGAAAAUUACACCUGGGAAAAUUCGCCAAUGAAUUUCGACCAUGUCGGAAAAGCUUACUUGUGUUUAUUCCAAGUAGCUACUUUCAAAGGUUGGAUCCAAAUAAUGAACGACGCCAUCGACUCCAGAGAAAUUAACAAACAACCAAUCCGUGAAACAAAUAUCUACAUGUAUCUUUACUUUGUAUUCUUCAUAAUAUUUGGAUCAUUUUUCACCCUCAACCUGUUUAUCGGAGUUAUCAUUGAUAACUUCAACGAGCAGAAGAAGAAAGCCGGUGGCUCGCUUGAAAUGUUCAUGACUGAGGAUCAGAAGAAGUAUUACAACGCGAUGAAAAAAAUGGGAAGUAAAAAACCACUGAAAGCCAUUCCACGACCAAGGUGGAGGCCACAAGCAAUUGUGUUUGAAAUAGUGACAGACAAAAAGUUCGAUAUGAUAAUCAUGUUGUUCAUCGGUUUGAACAUGUUAACGAUGACACUCGAUCAUUACCAACAGACUGAAACAUUCAGCAAUGUGCUUGAUUACUUAAACAUGAUAUUCAUUGUGAUAUUCAGUAGCGAGUGUCUGAUGAAGAUUUUUGCUCUACGUUAUCACUACUUCAAGGAGCCAUGGAAUCUCUUUGAUUUUGUUGUUGUUAUAUUAUCAAUAUUAGGUCUGGUCCUGAGUGACAUUAUUGAAAAAUAUUUUGUCUCGCCUACGUUGCUUCGAGUGGUAAGAGUCGCCAAAGUCGGACGAGUACUGCGUCUAGUAAAAGGUGCCAAGGGAAUCAGAACUCUGCUGUUUGCCCUGGCUAUGUCAUUGCCAGCGCUCUUCAACAUCUGUCUGCUGCUCUUCUUGGUGAUGUUUAUCUUCGCGAUCUUCGGAAUGUCUUUCUUCAUGCACGUUAAAGACAAGAGCGGUCUGGAUGACGUUUAUAACUUCAAGACUUUUGGACAGUCGAUGAUUCUGCUGUUCCAGAUGUCAACGUCCGCGGGAUGGGACGGCGUGCUCGACGGUAUAAUAAACGAGGAGGACUGCCAGGAGCCGAACAAUGAAAUAGGUUAUCCUGGGAACUGUGGCUCGUCGACAAUAGGAAUUGCAUAUCUGCUAUCGUACCUCGUCAUCAGCUUCCUAAUCGUCAUCAACAUGUACAUCGCGGUGAUAUUAGAAAAUUAUUCACAAGCGACAGAAGAUGUGCAGGAGGGAUUGACCGAUGAUGACUACGAUAUGUAUUAUGAAAUAUGGCAGCAAUUCGACCCGGACGGUACGCAGUACAUACGAUAUGACCAGCUCUCUGACUUCUUGGAUGUAUUGGAGCCCCCUUUGCAAAUUCAUAAGCCGAAUAAGUAUAAGAUCGUGUCGAUGGAUAUUCCCAUAUGUAAGGGCGACCUUAUGUUUUGCGUGGAUAUCCUCGAUGCACUCACAAAGGACUUUUUCGCGAGAAAGGGUAAUCCCAUUGAAGAAACGGCAGAGCUGGGAGAAGUACAAGCCAGACCUGACGAGGUCGGCUAUGAGCCGGUGUCGUCGACUUUGUGGCGCCAGAGAGAGGAGUACUGCGCCAGGCUGAUACAGAACGCCUGGCGCAAACACAAGCAACAACGACUGGGCGGUCCCAGCGAGGAGAGUGAUGAUCCAGACAUGGACCCCAGAGUCAGACAGACUGCGGUCCUGGUUGAGAGCGACGGAUUCAUCACCAAGAAUGGCCACCGGGUGGUCAUCCACAGCCGAUCGCCUAGCGUCACAUCUCGGACAGCGGAUGUCUGAUUGUCACUGCGGCAGCCGUCAUCAUCACUACCCCACCGUUGACCAUUACCAACACCACCACCAUCUCUCAGCCCACCACCACCAAAGCCACCUGUCAACUCCUCCUAUUAUUAAAUCUCACUGUCGUGCUGCUGCUAUCAAAUUCAACAGCCUUAAACAUUUAUUAAUAAUUAAUAAAUAUAAAUAUAUGUAUAUAUUACAUCCAUAUAUACAUAUAUAUUAUUAACUAAAUUAAAAUAAAUAAAUAGUUUUAUAAGCAACGUGACGUUGUCCUCGAGUUGCCUUUCGUCGGACCACUGCAAAAACUGUCACGUAUUCUCGCCGUUAAAGAGCGAUCGUCAGACACUUGGAUCGUCAGUCCAUGUUUAUAAAAAUAUAAAUAAUAAUAAUAAUGAUAAUUAAUAUUAAUAAUAUUCCUCGAGCACGCCUCGAUGUGUGUGUUGUUGUCCAAAAAAAAAAAUAGUACAUCUAAUCCGAGUACACGACUUUACUCGAUUGACUUUCGUGCCCUUCCCCGACGGUUACUCUUCGCUUGCUUGUGUUCUAUCUGCUAUUAUUGUAACUUAUCACUCUUUAUUUUAUAAUUAUUAUGUAUUAUAUAUUAUUAUGACUUCUGGCAGCAAGAAUACAUCGUCAUAAUCAUCUUAAGAUAUACAUAUGUCGCGCUUCUUACUUGCUCACCGAAUUCGCUUCCCCUCAAUAUGGAUUCGGAUGACCAAGGCACUGUUAACUUACUACAGCAUCAAUAUCUUGUAAUUAUAAAUUAUCAGUGAUAACAUUUAUGUUAAUGUGUUUAACGAAGCGCGAUUUAUCGUAUUAAUUCAUCUGUAAUAAGUGUGUGAGCGACGUACCAAGAGAAUCUCGACGAGCACCAUUAUCACCUAUCAUCUCGGCCGAUUGUCCGAUUGCAACAUUCAACAAUUAUAGACAUUAUUAAUAAAUAUAUAUUAAUAUAUAUAUUUAAAAAAAAUCUAUUGUCUCUGCCGCUUUGUCUAGUGUUUUUUACAUUCUUUUGUUAUUCUUGUUAUUUAUUAUUUUUAUUAUUGUCAUUAUUAUUAAUUGUUAUUGCUAUUAUUAUUAUUAUAAUAAUAUUUUUUUUAUUAUUGUUACUAUUAUUAUUAUUAUUAUUAUUGUUAUUAUUAUUGGUACUAUCAUCUUCAUGAUGUUGAAUCAAUAAAAUCACGCGUAUAUAUAAAUAGUAUGUAUUAUAUAUUUAUAUAUAUAAAUAUUGUGCAAAUUUAGUUUAUAUACAGACAAUUUAAAUUGAAAGUCUCAUGUGUGAUUUUAACGGGAAAAUUAAUUAAUUUUCAUUUAACGAAUCUCAUUUUCUCGUUUACCAUCAAUGUAACGCAAUCUCGCAAUCCAUUAAUAAAUUGUAUAGCUCUAGCUUUUUCUAUUCGAGUGAAUGGUUGUAAUAAUUGCAAAUAAUAAUAAUUAAAUCAUACAUUCGCGAGUUUAAAUCAUAAUUCAGAAAUUAAAUAUUUGAAAAAUUAAAUUUGCUGUAAAAUAAUUUUCGGUGUUUGCGAUAAAAAAAAAAGAAGAAACUCGCGGGUAUGUUUUUUAGUUUAAAAAAAAUAAUUAGGUGAGUGCUUAAAUGUAAAAAUGCGUAAUAAUAAUUGAAAUAAUUACACUCAACGAUUGCCUGCAUAUUUAUUAAUCAUUAAUUACGAGAUUGAAGUUACUGUGGAAUAAAUUGUGAGAUAAAAUUUAAAAGACAAAAAAUAUAUUUAAAAAGAAAAGUCUUGCGCGAGUAUAGCAACUGAUUAAUUAGUUAAUUAAUUAAUUAAUUAAUAAAAUAAAUAAAUAAUUAUAAAUGUAUUCUAAGUAACUAAUUAAUUAAAAGUGUAAGAUAGACGUAUUUGAUGGAAAGCUCUCUCGUAUAAUGAGUCUUCGUCGCAUGCGAACUAUCGGCUACGUUUUUUUACUUUUUAAUUAUUCUUUUUAUUCAAUUAUCGCGUCUUUUAUUAUUCAUUUUAUUCUUUUACAACUUUACAACACUCUUGAGACAGCAAUUUUAAAAUUUCCCAUUGUCACGGUAACAUUUAACACAGAGCACAAUUGACUUUUAAUUAAUUACACCGAAUAAAUUGACGUUGCCUUAAUUACCCUUUAUUAUUAUUAUUAUUAUUUAAUUAUACUUAGACAAUACAUAUUUAAUUAUCGAUUAAAUGUAUAAUUAUUUUAUAUUUUAAUUAUUAUUUAAUGCUAAUUAAUCGUAUGAAUUAAUAUUUUAAAAAAAGUAAUAUCGCUUAGUUAAUAUACACGCUGAUUUAUCACGUUGCUAUUUUUCUAUUAUAUUAUUUGUAUGUUUAUAUUUUAUUAUAGAGAUUUUAUUACUUUGUUAUCAUAAUUAUAAUAAAGAGAAAUAAAUUUUAUCAUAUAAUAUGUAAUAAAUAAAUUAUACGAAACGCAAGACUCUUUGUUACUGACUUACAGGCUCUAGCGAAUUGUUAAAGUUAAUUUUUAUAAUUUUAAUCCAUUAGUAACACAAGUCUCUUGCAUUAUCGUUAUCAAUUUAGGCUUAAUUAACUUAAAAAAAAAUUAAACUAAAUAAUUAAUAAAUAAACAUUUAUAUAAAAAAAAAACACAUUUUAGGAUAAAAUGCUUAUCUUACAACAAGCAACCAAUGUUCAUUACUCUAUAAGCUAUAGAAGCUCAAAAAAAAUAAAAUAAAUAAAAAUCAUUUAAAAUUAAUCGUACAAAAAUUAUUCUCACUAUUGAACGUUAUAUCUGCUUAUCAAAAUACUUGUUGUAAUUAGAAUAUUUAUCAUUAUCGACAUAAAUUAAACAUUAACUCUUUUUUCUACUAUAUUACUACUCUAUAGUCUUCUCUCCCCAAAUUCAUCACUAUAUCAAUAGUAGAUUUUUAUUUAUUAAUUUAUUUAUUUAAUUAUUAAUCAAUCAAUCGAACAAAUUUACUAAUAAAAACGACUCCCGCUUCGCCACUCUAUCGAAUUUGUUACAACGGAAGUUUCAACCUAUCAUUUAAAUGUUUUUAAUGAUAAAUAAUUUAUAAAUUUAAUUAUUUGUACUAUUUAUUAAUUUUGUAAGUGAAUAAAUGAGAAACCUUCUAAUUAUCGACGAGAUUGCCUUGAUUGCAACAUUAUGCUCGGAAAAAAUACAAAAUUAAUAAUAAUAAUAAUAACAAUAAUAAAAUUAAUGAUAAUAAUAAUAUUAAUAGUAAUUAAUAAUAAUGAUAAUGAUAAUGAUAAAUAAAUUAUGUAUUAAUUUGUAGAUGUUGUAAUAUGUGCAAAUAAUUCUUAUCACGUCAUUUGUACGCAUUAGCUUAAAAAUUCAUGCAUAUAUAUAAUCAUCAAUAGAAGCAAUAAGUAAAGUAAUAUUUAUUAUGAUAAAUAAUUAAAUGAAUAAGUAAUAAUAAUAGUAAUAAUAAAAGUAUUUAUUUAUUGAGUGUUGUAUUAAAAUGAUUAGUUGAUUUUUCCCCAAAUCAUCUUAAUCCAUUUGUACGCGCUCAAUAAAUAACUACGCAAGUUUACUUGCUAAUAAUAAUGACAUUAAUAAUUAUAAAAAUGAUAAUAUUAAUAUUAAUGGUAAUAACAAUAAUAAUAGUAAUUAAUAACAAUAAUAUUAAUAUUAAAAUAAAUAAAAUCCUCGAUAUUUCCACAUUUAACGAUUUCUAGGUAAACUUCGCGCGUGUAUGAUAUUAAAAUAUAUAAAUAAACACUAUGUGAUUAUCUGAAGGCUUUAAGUGUGUAUAUUUUGAAAUAUCAAGGAAAGAAAUAUUUAAAUAAUUAAUAAUAAUAAUUAUAAUAUGAAGGAAAAAAAAAUAAAACGAAUAACAAGGAAGAAUAUUAGGCCCGAGCUAGUUUAAAUUGUAACUUCCCCUAAUGAAGAAAAAUUAGCUCGUGUUAAAAAACAAAAUUUGUCAAGUGUUUUAAUAUUUUUCCUGGCUGAUAAAAGUGUUUAUAAGUGAUUUUAUCAAUUAUUUAUAAAUAUAUAUACGUUAAGUAUAUAAAUUUAUAAAUUUUAUCAAUAAAUAAGAAUGUGAAGAAAUAAUUUGGCUUAUUAAUUAACCGGUAGUAGCGAUAAUGGGGAGAGUAUGUGUAUCGUUUGAUAAUAUCGUUUUAUCUAUAUAAAUCUGUUGGCUUGUAUUUAUAAAUAUUUUUAAAAAAAUUU
This is a messenger RNA of Cotesia glomerata, 12011 nucleotides long. RefSeq names its product sodium channel protein para (gene para). The coding region runs from base 1674 to 7877 and encodes 2067 amino acids. Gene Ontology annotation, molecular function: voltage-gated sodium channel activity; calcium ion binding. Lineage: Eukaryota; Metazoa; Arthropoda; Insecta; Hymenoptera; Braconidae. The transcript has 32 exons. The record is from RefSeq and is a predicted model, not a curated record. Gene Ontology annotation, cellular component: voltage-gated sodium channel complex; plasma membrane. Gene Ontology annotation, biological process: membrane depolarization during action potential; neuronal action potential; sodium ion transmembrane transport.